Molecule: messenger RNA, 922 nt
Organism: Dentiscutata heterogama
Lineage: Eukaryota; Fungi; Glomeromycota; Glomeromycetes; Diversisporales; Gigasporaceae
Source: the annotation of a GenBank genome assembly
AUGAAACAAGUAUCUAAAAUAUCUAAAAAACUAAAUCUAAAAUAUUUAAAGCAAAAUGUAACAAGAAAACAAAUAUCUAAAAAAAAAAUACCUGUGGGAGUCCGAGAAAGAAUUAUCCAAUUGAGGGAGUUAAAUUUUUCAACACGAGAAAUAGGGAUAAAAUUUGGUAUUGGGUCUUCAAUAGUAUCUAAAACUUCUAAAAGAGAAGAGGAAACAGGAGAGGUCAAAGAUCGAGAAAGAUCUGGACGUCCGCGAAUCCUAUCACCUGAUGAUGUAAAAGAUAUACUUGAUAUAUUAUCUUCAGAAAAAGGCUCAACAGCAGUUAAGAUCCACUCAAUGUAUGUGGCUAAAACGGGCAAAUAUAUUUCAGUAGAAACUAUACGAAAUAUACUAAAAAGAGAGUAUAUUAACUGGACUCCUGAUAAUUGGAAAAAGGUUAUCUUUUCUGACGAAAGCAAAUUUGUACUUUUUUGGUCUAAUUUUCGUAAAUUUUGCUGGAGAAAAAAGGGAGAUAAGUUAGAACGUGCUUAUGUUAAUCAGACCAAAAAAUUUGGAGGUGGAAGCAUAAUGGUUUGGAGUUGUAUAACUUCGCAUGGUGUUGGUGAGAUAUGCCGUAUCGAAACUCAUCUAGAUAAUGAAGCAGCAGAUACAAAAGACUGGAUUAAUCAAAGAAAUAUUAAUACUCUUAAGUGGCCUCCUUAUUCUCCUGAUUUGAGCCCAAUAGAAAAUGUUUGGAGUGAAGUAAAAAGAUGUCUAGAAGAGCGUCUAGAAGAGCAGCAGCAAGAACCAGCCAUGAAAAGUGAAAAGCUAAAUAAAUUGUGGAAAAUGGUAGAAGAAGAAUGGAAAAAAAUUGAUAUUAAUUAUAUUAUCAGUCUCUAUGAUUCUAUGCCCUGCAGAAUGGCUGCUGUGAUUGCAAAUGAUG